Molecule: messenger RNA, 1053 nt
Organism: Cyphellophora attinorum
Lineage: Eukaryota; Fungi; Ascomycota; Eurotiomycetes; Chaetothyriales; Cyphellophoraceae
Product: 1-aminocyclopropane-1-carboxylate oxidase
Exons: 2
Coding region: 1-1053 (350 amino acids)
Molecular function (GO): dioxygenase activity
Source: RefSeq, a predicted model, not a curated record
AUGCCUUUCCAAACCUCCCACUCCCAACAUCCUCCCUUCCCAUCCAACAUCCCUUCCGCACCACUGGUCUCGAUCUCCCUCGCCAAACUGGAGUCACACGAUGCAGCCGAAUCCCAAGCAUUCUUCAACGCCUGCAAAUCUCUCGGCUUCUUCUACCUGGACAUGAAAGGCUCCGCGCUCGGAGAGGAUAUAGUCUCGCUGUCUGAGGAAGUGCACGCAUUGCAAAAGCAGUUUCAUGCCCUGCCGAAUGAGGUCAAGGAGGAUUACUUGAGGGAGAAGAUCGAUGCAUUCUUUGGCUAUCGAAUUUUGGGCGAGCGGGAGAUGGAGGAUGGGAGUGUUGGAAGGAAUGAGAACUACAACAUGCGAAAGGACGAUCUCCUCGACAACUGCGCACACCUACCCUGCCCACCCCUCAUCACGAACCACCGCCCCGUCCUCGCCACCUACGCCCGCAAAUGCCGCACCGCAAUCGACAUCCUGAUCACUCAUCUGGAGGCCAACCUCAACCUGCCACCCGGAACAAUCGCAGACUUACAUCGUCUCGACCACAUGUCAGGCGACCACAUCCGCUUUAACAAAUCCUGCCCGGCCCCCUUCUCCCCCUCAGCCGCCAAAGCUGGCGAACACACCGACUUCGGCUCCUUCACCAUCCUCUUCAAUUGGCUUGGUGGCCUGCAGAUCCGUCAUCCGGAGACGAAUGAGUGGCUGUACGUUCGCCCCGUGCCUGGGUCCGCGAUCGUGAAUUUGGGGGAUGCGUUGGUCAAGUUCACUGCGGGGAUCGUGCGGUCGAAUGUGCAUCGGGUUGUGCCGCCGCCGAGUCCGCAGGAUGGGGUGGACAGGUUUAGUCUGGUGUUCUUUUCGAGGCCGGAGGAUGCAGUUGUAUUGAGGCGGUUGAGGGGUGGGUUGAUUGACGAGCAGCCAGUCGAUAGGCAGGAAGACGUGGAGAUGACGGCUGAGGAGUGGACUUGGAAGCGGAGUGUGGGAGAUCUGAAGGGGGUGUAUACGCAUAAGGGGGGUUUGGAGUUGAGGACAGUGGUGGAGGGGAAGGCCUAG